Talaromyces atroroseus is the source of this 1614-nucleotide messenger RNA. RefSeq lists its product as hypothetical. Gene Ontology annotation, cellular component: membrane. Bases 1 to 1614 code for a protein of 537 amino acids. Gene Ontology annotation, molecular function: L-amino acid transmembrane transporter activity. Gene Ontology annotation, biological process: amino acid transmembrane transport. Lineage: Eukaryota; Fungi; Ascomycota; Eurotiomycetes; Eurotiales; Trichocomaceae. The record is from RefSeq and is a predicted model, not a curated record. The transcript is spliced from 9 exons.
AUGGAGUCAUUGUACUUGGCAGAUCAAGAAAAGGGCAAUGAUUUGAAAGUUAGCGCCAAUAACGCCUCAACUGAAUCCAUCCAAGAUGGAGACAUUCAUUAUUCAGUUACAGAAGGAAGCAACUCUGGAACCGCGACAUAUCAGGAUGCGAGAGGUGCCCCGGUAGAGGUACAAUCCCCACUGGGGUACUCAGUGAAUAGUUGGUUUGACUUGCCAUGUGGUUAUUCUAACCGCGACCCCCACGAUAGCGGCCUCAAUCUUAGCAGGAGUAGGGUCGGUUAUUUGCUAUCUCAAUCUACGCUAUCUGUAUACAUGGAGCUGGCUUCAUAUUUCCCUAGUCGCUCAGGGUCCGAUGUCGUAUAUCUCGAGCAAGCCUACCCCAAACCACAAUAUUUCUUCCCUACAGUCUUUGCGAUCAAGCAUGUCGUCUUUUCGUUUGGGAGUAGCAAUGCUAUAGUCUUCGCCGAGUACAUGUUUGGACUUGCAGGUGCAUCAUAUACGGACUGGCAGCUAAAGGCAGUGGCAGUGGCCGGAUAUACGCUGGCAUUAAUAGUUGUUGGCUUGAGCACCAAGUGGUCCUUGCGGAUUGUCCUGGCAUUUGGAAUAUCCAUAGCAGGAUUAGUGGUGCUCGGAGGGCACACGCGGGUUUCGGAUCCGUUUGUCAAUUGGAGGCAUCCCUGGCUGGGGACAUCUGAGGCCUCUGCUUACGGGGCUUCUAAUGCUAUGGUCAAGAUUAUCUUUUCCAAACAGAACCCUACCAAAACACUUCGUUGGAGUGCCCCGGCUUCCUUGCUUAUAGUCACAGUCCUUUAUAUCCUCGUCAACGUUGCUUAUUUUUCUGCUGCCUCGAGGCAAGAGGUACUGGAUUCGAAGCAGAUCGCCGCCGCAAUUUUUUUCGAGCGGGUCUUUGGAACCAACGGAGCUUCACGGGCGUUAAAUGUGCUUAUUUGUAUAAGUGCGUUUGGUAACCUGAUCGCUGUUAUGAUUAACAUAUCAAGAAUGCUCCGCGAAACUGGGAGGCAGGGCGUUCUUCCUUGGGCGAGGUUCUGGACAUCUACGAAGCCUUUUGGGACUCCCCUGGGACCUUACUUUUUCCAAUGGGUGAUAACACUGAUCAUGAUCCUCGCACCUCCUGCCGGCGACGCAUUUAAUUUUGUGGUGGAUCUCGCUGUGUAUCCAGGGAAUGUCUUCCUCUUCCUCCUGGUAAUUGGCGUCGUGAUUAUUCGCAAACGUCGAAGCCGCGUCGGUCUGCCGCGACCUGAAUAUCGAGCAUGGUGGAUCGCCAUUAUCUUUGCAACCUUAACCAAUCUAUAUAUGCUCAUAGCUCCAUGGUAUCCACCUAACGGGGGUGCUGAUGGCGGUGAUGUGAGUUUCUGGUACGGAACAUACAUGGUUGUGGGCAUCGCACUGCUUGUUCUAUGCGGCGUGUACUAUUAUUUCUGGAUCAAGUUCCUACCCAAGUACAAAGGCUACGAGCUUCGACAGACGGUAAUACAAUUCGAGAACAACUCGAUCGGUCAUAAGCUGGUCAAGGUACCCAAGGACGAAGUGGCCCGCUGGGACAGGGAACAUGAUGCUGCAGGCAAUCUACGGCAGCGUCCAUGGAUUCCGUGA